Molecule: messenger RNA, 2941 nt
Organism: Nelumbo nucifera (sacred lotus)
Lineage: Eukaryota; Viridiplantae; Streptophyta; Magnoliopsida; Proteales; Nelumbonaceae
Product: BTB/POZ domain-containing protein At1g67900-like
Source: RefSeq, a predicted model, not a curated record
GGGUGAACGAUAAGAAAUUGCAAGAUCAAUGAAUUGAAUUGAUCACCAAUGGGAGAGAAGAGAUGAAGGGUGCACCUUGGCGCAGGGUAAGCACGUGCGGAUUGCACGUUCUCCCACCCGUCCCCUUCUUUGCACGCGUAAGGGGACUUUGAAAGUUUUUAAACAACAUCAUUAGAACAUUAAGAGCCGAAGACCAGACGAAAAAGGUGGCAUUCAAUCUUUCCGGUUGGUUUUCCGGCAAGUUAUCGAUACUUCUGUUUAUGGGGAGAAUCAAAAUCAUUAGUUUCAGGCCUUCACUUCUCUAAUUUUUUUUUUCCUUUUUUAAAAACCAAGAAGAAACGAUGGUGAUGUUUGAUGCGUCAAUUGCUGCUAUACAGCUCUGUUUUUUGCUUUGAUCAAAUGGGUGGGGAAUUUUGGUUGUGAUGAAGUAUAGAUGAUUCUUCAGUUUGCACGUCCAAAUCAAAUGGGUUUCUGAGUUUGAUUGAAAUGACAUCACUUCUGCUUUGAUCUUUGAGUAAUUCCGCGUCCGCGUCAAAUGUUUAGACGUCGUAAUUCACAUAUCCUGAGAUCCACGAUCAAAGCUGUUAGCAUUCCUUUUCUUUUGUAUUCCAUCUCGUCCACUUGGGAUAACUAAGCCGGGAGGAUUCAAUAUAGGAAAUGCUUCUCAAGGACGUUAUUUGAAAUAGCAAUUAGGAGUACUGAAAGAGAAGCCUUGAUGAAGUUCGCGAUUCAUGAUUUCACGCCCAUGUUAAGGAAUUCCUGAAGAGGAUAUAAGUGGAGAAAUGAAGUUUAUGAAGCUGGGGUCUCGUCCGGAUACCUUCUAUACCGCUGAGGCUGUGAGGUCUGUCUCCACUGAAGUCUCUAGUGAUCUCAUAAUUCAACUCAAAGGAAGCAGAUAUUUGCUUCACAAGUUUCCUCUGCUCUCCAAAUGCUUGCGUUUACAGAGGCUCUGUUCUGAAUCUCCCGAAUCCUCCCAACACCAAAUAAUCAAACUUCCGGACUUCCCCGGUGGUUCCGAAACCUUUGAGAUCUGUGCCAAGUUCUGCUAUGGCAUUACCAUCACCCUGAGUGCCCAUAACAUUGUAUCUGUUAGAUGUGCUGCUGAAUACCUAGAGAUGACAGAGGACGUGGAGAAAGGAAACUUCAUUUAUAAGCUUGAAUUCUUCUUCAAUUCCUGCAUCCUCCAAGGGUGGAAGGAUUCAAUCGUGGCAUUGCAGAGCACGAAAUCCUUCCCUUUGUGGUCCGAAGAUCUUGGCAUCACGAGCCGAUGCAUAGAUGCCAUUGCCUCGAAAGUCCUAAGUCAUCCCUCCAAGGCGAAUUUGUCAAACAGCUACUCCAGAGGGCGUAGAGAUGAGAACCAGAGACACAAACCUUCACCAAAGGGAUGGUGGGCUGAGGAUAUUGCACAACUGGGUAUAGACCUCUACUGGAGAACUAUAAUAGCAAUUAAAUCCGGUGGAAUGAUACCCUCUAAUCUCAUAGGCGAGGCGUUGCAGAUUUAUGCAUCUCGAUGGCUACCUAGUAUGUCCAAGGAUGGUAUUGCUGCCAAUAAGCAACAUGUACCGGAUUCUGUUUCUGUGUCUGGAGAGAUAACAUCAAAGCACCGGUUGCUCUUGGAAUCGAUAGUGAGCUUACUUCCAUCGGAGAGAGGUGCUGUUUCUUGCAGUUUUCUGCUCAAGCUCUUAAAGGCUGCAAACAUACUUGGUGCUUCUUCUUCUUCAAAAAUGGAAUUAGCCAGAAGAGUGGGAAUUCAGUUGGAAGAAGCCACUGUCAGUGAUCUGUUGAUACCAUCACUAUCACACACAAGCGAUACAGUGUACGAUGUCGAUAUAGUGAUGUCCAUAUUGGAGCAUUUCAUGUUGCAAGGACAGAGUCCCCCAACAAGUCCUCCAAGAGCCAAAGAAGGUUUAGACAGGAGAAGAUCACGAUCAGCGGAGAAUAUUGAUUUUGAGUUUCAGGAGAGCAGGAGGUCUUCUUCGGCAUCACAUAGCUCAAAGCUAAAGGUGGCAAAACUCGUCGACAGGUAUCUUCAAGAGAUUGCUCGAGAUGUGAAUUUGCCUCUGUCAAAGGUGAUUCAACUUGCUGAGGCCAUACCGGAUUUUGCAAGGCCCGAUCAUGAUGAUCUCUACAGAGCGGUUGAUAUUUACCUCAAGGCACACCCAGAUCUUACUAAGAGUGAGCGUAAACAGCUUUGUCGAAUUCUAGACUGCAAAAAACUAUCAAUGGAGGCAUGUAUGCAUGCAGCACAAAAUGAGCUACUCCCACUGAGGGUGGUGGUGCAAGUCCUUUUCUAUGAACAAGUGCGAACCGCCUUGGCGGGUGGACAGUUGACUGAACUUCCUAGCAACAUCAAGACACUUCUAGCUGUGCAUGAAGAUGACCCUGCACGGCAUCCUCAUUCACUAAGCAUCACUGCCACUGGUCCAGAGGAUGAUGAGUGGAGUGUCUCUGGCCUCAAAUCAUCUAGGUCAAAGCUGUCAACUCUAAGAAUGAAGCUGGCUGAAGAAGACAACAAUGUGGAUGACAAUGUCAUACACCAGGAUGGAAUUAGGAAGACUUCUAGGCUUAAAGCUUUCUGCUCCUUUCCUACUAGACCAAAGAAAAUGUUCAAUAAGUUUUGGUCUAUGAACAGAAGUGCAAAUGAAAAGCAUUGAUUUACUUUCUUUAUUCCUAGGCUCCAAGAAGGUAAUAUGAAGAGGUCGACAUAUAUUAUCUCUUGUUACUUGCUUUCUUGCAGAAUGCAUGUAUCUCGUAGAAGAUCAGUUCUCAUUUUGUGACAUUGCCGUACUCUGUUCAGCUGUUCUAAUAAACAGCUAGAUGUUAGAAUUGGGAGGAAAACUGCCUGACAAGAUUUGUAAAUCACCAAAUGUGGAACCAAAAUUGUUAUUUCCCACUGUAAAUUUGUAAUGUCUGUAAGCUGCAUCACCAUAUCUUUUGCUAA